Hevea brasiliensis (rubber tree) is the source of this 1776-nucleotide messenger RNA. RefSeq names its product geraniol 8-hydroxylase-like. Lineage: Eukaryota; Viridiplantae; Streptophyta; Magnoliopsida; Malpighiales; Euphorbiaceae. Gene Ontology annotation, molecular function: iron ion binding; oxidoreductase activity, acting on paired donors, with incorporation or reduction of molecular oxygen; monooxygenase activity. The record is from RefSeq and is a predicted model, not a curated record. The transcript is spliced from 2 exons. The coding region runs from base 146 to 1651 and encodes 501 amino acids.
ACUUGCCAAGAUAACAUCAUAAUCCGCAUGGUAAAGUUUUGGAAGGGCAUAGGUCAUGGUAACAAUAUAAUAUAUUCUUUGGUAAGUGGGUUGUGAUUUUUUGCAUUCAAGCAACGACAGAAACCAAUUUCCCAAGAGAGUUGUGAUGAUGGAGUUACUGGGUUUUGUACCAAUUCUUCUCUUCACCUUCGCCUUUCUUCAAACUCUGAUUUUUAUUUUGAAGGGAAGCCAAAAAAGAAGAACGGGCAAACUUCCACCGGGUCCAGCACCCUUACCAAUCUUAGGUAACCUUUUGGAGCUUGGCGACCAACCUCACAAGUCCUUGGCCAAGCUUGCCAAGAUUCAUGGUCCGCUGAUGAGUCUAAAACUAGGCCAAGUAACUACAGUAGUCAUUUCUUCUGCAACACUAGCCAAGCAAGUUCUCCAAACACUUGAUCUCACUUUCUCUAACCGAAAUGUUGCUCAGGCAGUCCUAGCGCAUAAACACCACCAAGACUCGGUGGCUUGGCUACCUGUUGACGCUUCUUGGAGAAAUCUAAGAAAAAUUUGCAACUCUUACAUCUUUGCCAAUCAGAAACUUGAUGAUAACCAAGACCUCCGGCUCAAGAAAAUUCAAGAACUUCUUGCUGAUGUUCAAGAAAGUUGCCGUGUAGGUGCUGUAGUAGAUAUUGGCCAAAUAGCUUUCAAAGCUGCACUUAAUGUCCUGUCUACUAAUAUUUUUUCUCUGGAUUUGACUGAUUCAAGUUCGGAUACUGUACGGGAGUUCAAGGAGGUUAUAAGGUGCAUCAUGGAAGAGGUAGGAAAACCGAACUUGGCAGAUUAUUUCCCUGUGCUCAGAAGUAUUGACCCACAAGGUAUAAGGCGUCGCAUGACCAUUUAUUUCGGGAAGGUACUUGAUCUGUUCGAUCGUAUAAUUGAUCAACGGUUGCAAUUAAGGAAAAAGCAGGGCUAUAUCCCAGUAAACGACGUGCUUGAUAUUCUUAUCACCCUCAAUGAGCAGAACAAAGAAGAGAUUGAUAGAAACCGCAUGAAACAUUUGUUCUUGGACCUAUUUGCUGCUGGGACUGAUACAACUUCGAGCACAUUGGAGUGGGCAAUGACAGAACUUCUACGCAAUCCCAAGACUUUAAUGAAAGCCAAAGAGGAGCUUGAGCAGAUAAUUGGCAAAGGCAACUUGUUACAUGAAUCAGACAUUGCUAAGUUACCUUACCUGAAAGCAAUUAUCAAAGAAACUUUAAGAUUGCAUGCAGCAGCUCCCUUACUAGUCCCCCGCAAAGCAGGGGCAAAUGUAGAAAUUUGUGGCUUCACAGUGCCUAAAGAUGCUCAAGUGCUGGUAAAUGCAUGGGCCAUAGGUAGAGACCCAAGUCUAUGGGAGGAUCCAGAGUUGUUUCUGCCAGAGAGAUUCUUGGGGUCGGAUAUGGAUGUUCGAGGGCGUGACUUUGAGCUUAUCCCUUUUGGUGCUGGAAGGCGAAUUUGCCCUGGAUUGCCAUUGGCGAUCAGAAUGUUGCAUUUAAUGUUGGGGUCACUUAUUAAUUCCUUUGACUGGAAACUUGAAGAUGGGAUUACACCAGAGAGCAUGGACAUGGAAGAUAGGUUUGGCAUCACCUUGCAGAAGGCUCAACCUCUACGAGCAAUAGCUGUGCAACUGUAGAUGGAGCCCAUCACGUGAUACAACUAGUUAAUAGUUACCCGAUUUGAUGGAUUCAUAUAAUAAUUUAUCGGGUUUUGUAAUAAAUUUGAAUUUAGAAAUAAUAUUUAUAUAUGUGUUUGAUAUGC